GCUGCCGUAAACCUCCGGCGGGGUGUCGCGAAGCCCCUCCGUGUUAUUCAGAGAAGUAAACAGUUGUUUAGCGCCGGGAAUCGAACGUGAGGAAAACAAGUGGAUCUGUGUCGCGUCCCUUCCACGUGACUCCGUCGCCUCCCGCGGAUCCAGAGGAUGAGUUGAUCCGGAACCAGCUGGAGAGAUGGCAGCGUACAACACUGGAGAUGUUGCGGGUCACGCCGUGGUGGUGGAGCUGAGUCCCGACAUACACAUCUGCGGCUUCUGCAAACAACAGUACAACAACUUCGACGUGUUUCUGGCCCACAAGCAAAAUGGGUGUUCGAUCCCCGCCGGCACCACCGACCCGUCGGGCUCCAGUGCCGCGUCCGCCCUCACAGAUCCCAGUGCUGAGUUUGUUUUCGAGGAGACGUACCAGACCUGUGUGAUGAGAGGCGUCAAAAAGAUUCUGACCAAAGCCCAGAAAACACCUUCCAGAAAAUUAAAACCCGCCCUGACUUCAAAGAGACACAGCUGCUGCUUCUCAGGCUGCACCUUUAAAACACAGUACGGCCAAAAAGACAUGGAGCGGCAUCUCAAGACCCACACGGGUGAGAAGCCGUUUGAGUGUGAGCUGUGUCACAAGCGCUUCAGCCGGCGGGACAAGCUCAACAUGCACAGCCGGCUGCACACGGGCGAGAAGCCGCACAAGUGCAAACACUGUCCCUACGCCGCGGCCGACAGCAGCAGCCUGAAGAAGCACCUGAGGAUCCACUACGACGAGCGGCCCUUCAAGUGCCAGAUCUGCCCGUACGCCAGCCGCAACUCCAGCCAGCUCACCGUGCACCUCCGCUCGCACACCGGGGACGCACCGUUCCAGUGCCAGCUGUGUGACGCAAAGUUCAAAAUCAACUCCGACCUAAAGAGACACGUUCGGAUCCACUCUGGUGAGAAGCCCUACAAGUGUGAGUUCUGUGAUUACCGCUGUGCCAUGAAGGGAAACCUCAAGUCUCACAUGCAGAUCAAACACGGCACCGAGAACUCCUUCCGCUGCGACCACUGUGAGUUCCGCUGCGCCAACAAGACCGCCCUGCGCCAGCACACCCGGGAGCACCAGCCCCUCCAGCCCAUGCAGUGCGCCAAGUGCACUUACUCCUGCUCCAGCAAGGGGGCGCUCAAAGUCCACGAGAGGAUCCACUCGGAGGAGCGGCCCUUCAGAUGUGACUUCUGCAACUUUGCCUCCAAGCAGCGCAGCAACCUCGUCAUUCACACCAAGAAGUUCCACUCGGAUAAGCCGGAGAGAGGCGGGGGCCGGGGAGCGGGGAGAAGUGGAGGAGGAGGCGAGUCCCCGAAGCCGAUUGGCUCCCGGUACCGAGCCAAGCUGGACGCGGCCCGAGCCUUCAGCUGCGACGCGUGCCACGCCUCCUUCGUCCGGGAGGACUCGCUGCGGAGCCACAAGAAGCAGCACCGAGACGCUCAGCACGAGCUGCAGCUCCAGCUCUCCGGCCCGGACACGCUCAGCCUGGUUCCCAUCACCUCCCAGUGCACCGCCCAGCUGGAGGUCCCCCUCCCAGCUGACCCGAUGGCUCCUUACAGCAAUGCACAGCUCAAGAUCAUCGUGUCUCACCCGCUGGGGCAGCAGAACCCCUUGAUCCCAGCAGGUGUGGAGCGGCUGGGUAAGACCAGCGUGGUCCUGCUGAGCCCGGAGAACCAGGACAUGGUGGUGAACUCCAUGAUCCAGCAGGUGAACCUCCUGACCCCUAUGCAGCCCCUGGGGUCGUGUCCGGCUGCAGAGGCUUCCCUCGAGCCCCAGACGGUCCUGUUGACGCAGCUCGGCGCCGACCACACCGACAACCCGCUCCACCAGGCCCUGCUGCAGACGGCCAUCACUGCUCCGGACUCCAGCAGCACGCAGGCCUUCAUCACCACCUGCUCCGAGCUGGACGGCCUCAACGCCCUGAUCCAGGAGGGCGGCACCGAGGUCACGGUGGUGACGGAGGGGAAAGCCGCCGCGGGGACCACAGCUACACAACCCGACGUGGUGAGCGGUCCAUCGGAGGACAUGUUGACAGUUAAGGUCGAGGAGAACAACUUACCCCCUGAGGACAGUGCGUUACUGGCGCCCAGUAUGGGCCUGGUUGGACAGAGUGUGGUCGUCCAUGGCGUCCCUCUGAUUGUGUCCACUCAGCCACAGCAGAGCGCGAUAGAGCAGCUUCCUCCUCACACGCUCUACACAGACUCACACUCGCUGGAGGGGAUCCCACCAUGAGCCGAGCGCUUUGUGUGUUCGUCUUAAAAUGAAAAGAUUGUAACGGCAUCAUAAGCUAUUUCCUCUGCCAGUAAGAACUCUUUAUUCUGAAGGAGACGUUUGUGCGGGACAUCGACAAAUAUCAGUAUUUAGUUUCUAGCGUUUAAUUUAAUAACUAACCACUGAAAAUAACAACACCGUUAACUUUAUUAUUGCUCUAAUUUCCACAUUUUAGAAUAAUGAAUUGUCGUCGUAGCACAGUAGAUCGCUCCGGACUAUUUUAACACUGAAAAGCUUUUGAAUAUGAAACUUAAUCAUUCGCACACAUCUGUAGUUUCAUACGCUCUAUUUUCAGUUGAAUAAAUUGUGUGGACAUCACUGCUAAACCUACGAUCAAGUGUAAAAGAAUAAAGUCUGAAAAUAAUGGUCACAACUAGA
Molecule: messenger RNA, 2665 nt
Organism: Pleuronectes platessa (European plaice)
Lineage: Eukaryota; Metazoa; Chordata; Actinopteri; Pleuronectiformes; Pleuronectidae
Gene: zfp64
Product: zinc finger protein 64 homolog (mouse)
Exons: 6
Coding region: 185-2248 (687 amino acids)
Source: RefSeq, a predicted model, not a curated record